Messenger RNA from Aethina tumida (small hive beetle), 626 nucleotides. Its product is annotated as adenosine 5'-monophosphoramidase HINT3. The coding region runs from base 88 to 531 and encodes 147 amino acids. Gene Ontology annotation, molecular function: catalytic activity. Lineage: Eukaryota; Metazoa; Arthropoda; Insecta; Coleoptera; Nitidulidae. The record is from RefSeq and is a predicted model, not a curated record. The transcript has 4 exons.
CAACAAUCAUUUUUUUGUGGCCUGACGAAUCAUGUUAUUUAUAUUGAUUUUUCCUUAGGUCUAAAUUAUUAAACGGUGUGAAUCAAUAUGUUUUUGAUAAACUGGUUUAAGGGCAAUAAUAAAGAGGAUUGCAUAUUUUGUAAAAUAAUAUCUGGGGAAGCACCUUGUACAAAAUAUUAUGAAGAUGAAGAGUGUUUAGUUUUUAAAGACAUUAAACCAGCAUCAACUCACCAUCUUUUGGCAAUUCCUAAAAUGCACAUCAAAAAUAUUGAUAGUCUUACAAAAAAAGAUAUUCCUUUAGUGCAAAAAAUGGUCGAAUGUAGUAAAAAGGCAUUAAAGGAUUUACAAGGAGAUAUGGAAAAAGUAUUAUUAGGAUUUCAUUGUCCACCAUUCAAUUCAGUGCCACAUUUACAUUUGCACAUUAUCAGUCCAAUUGAUCAAAUGUCCUACUUGAAUAAAUUGGUCUACAAACCUGAAUUACAAUGGUUUUGUACUGCUGAAGAUGUUAUUGCCAAACUGGAGAACAGCUGAUAGUAAAUAUUUGUUUUGGAAACUUCAGCAACACUGCCAUUUUAAAUUGAAAAGCACAAUUGUGAAUAUCUAUUAUAAUAAAAAUUUAUCUCGUA